UCCGUGGACACUGUAGCCGCGGUUCAAAGCCCUCCAUGCGGGAUUAAAAGCUAUUUUUAGAGUGAUUCAUGGGAGCACACAUGUGACUACAUUAACCAGAAGUCUCUGCUUUAUAGGUGGAGCAAUGAGCACCAUAAACAUGGCAAUCGAACAGCAAAACCCUCAUAAAAGCACUUCAGCACGGACUUUAACAUGACUAAUAGCUGUACAGUCAUAAAGUCCGGAGCGCAUUAAUAAUUUGAUGAAGUGCAUUUUAUGGCUUUAUUUAUUAAACUGAAAGUUUCUUCUGUUUAGUGCAAAUUUGUUUGUAGAGACAUAUAUAUUUGUUGUGUAAAACUUGUGCAUUUGUUCGUGAAGAGUUUGAAAUAAGGAUGGCUGUGUCUAAAGCUACAGUAGCGAUCGUGCUCAUGGUUCUGGGAGGUUUGGCUGUGCUGUUCGGAACCGUCUUGGUGUUUGUCGGACCCAUUAUAAUAGAUGACCAGAUAGUGAAGAAUGUAGAGAUCAAUCCGAAGAACGAUCUCUCCUACACUAUGUGGAAGGACAUCCCGGUACCGUUCUUCAUGUCUGUGUAUUUCUUUCAUGUUCUUAACCCUGUUGAGAUCCUGAAAGGAGAGAAGCCCAUGUUGCAACAGAGAGGGCCGUAUGUCUACCGUGAACAGCGCUGGAAAGACAACAUCACGUUCCAUGACAACAACACAGUAUCGUAUCGUGAAUAUCGUCAGUAUUUCUUCGAGGAGAGUAUGUCUGUGGGAGAUGAGUCUGAUGUGGUCACCAUCCCCAACAUGCUUGUCCUGGGCGCUUCAGUAAUGAUGGAGAACAUGCCGUAUCCUUUUCGCUUGCUGCUCAGCACCACCUUCAAGUCCUUUAAUGAAGGAGCGUUCCUAACCAAACCGGUGGGAGAACUCAUGUGGGGCUACGACAGCAAGUUGGUGGACUUUCUGAACAAAUAUCUGCCGGGCAUGCUGCCUUCCAGCGGGAAGUUUGGACUGUUUGCCGAGUUUAACAACUCCAACACGGGGCAGUUCACAGUCUUCACAGGCCAAGGGGACAUCCGGAACGUUCAUAAAGUCGAUUCCUGGAAUGGUUUGAAAAGCGUGAAUUAUUGGAGAACGGAGCAGUGUAACAUGAUCAAUGGAACAGCUGGACAGAUGUGGCCACCGUUCAUGACCACAGAAUCAACACUGCCCUUCUACAGCCCUGAUGCGUGCAGGUCAAUGGAGCUGGUGUACCAGAGGCCGCUUGUGUCACGUGGGAUCCCCGUGUUCCGUUACGUGGCCCCAAAGACCCUCUUCGCCAACGGUUCAGAUUAUCCUCCCAAUGAGGGCUUCUGUCCGUGCAGACAGUCGGGUCUUCUGAACGUCAGUACCUGCAGACACCAUUCGCCCGUGUUUAUUUCUCAUCCACACUUUUAUAACGCUGAUCCUGACCUGUUGAACACCAUCUAUGGACUGAACCCGAACGAAGACGAUCACGGGCUUUUCAUCGAUAUUCACCCGGAGACAGGAGUGCCCAUGAAUGUGUCCAUCCGUCUCCAGCUGAACCUGCUCACGAAGAGCGUGUCUGGAAUCUCAGAGACGGGGAAGAUACAAGAGGUGGUGAUGCCCAUGAUCUGGUUUGGAGAGAGUGGGUACAUUGACGGUCCCGUCCUCGACACAUUUCGUACCAAUCUGGUGGUGUUACCCAUGGUAAUGGAGUACAUGCAGUACAUCUUCAUCUCCCUCGGACUCGCUCUCAUCCUGACAGCCGCCGUCUUAUACCUCAAUGAGAAGGAAAACGUAAAAGACACAAAACACGAGUCGAGCGCGAAUGAGCAGCAGGCUGAAAAAUGUGUCAUGAGCGAUCCAGGUGAAAAGUAAGAUGUGUGUCCUGCCGUGUACAGAUGUGAAUCCAGACGGUUCAGUCCACGAGAAGACUCCUCUAACACACAACACCGAGACAUAAGAGCAUCCGUCCACUUUACAAACUCAAUGCCUUACAAUCCCACAAUCCUCUGGACAUGAAAUGUUUGUUUUAUUGGGUGUUGGGCUUGAUAACCAGUAAAGACUGCCGUAAUAAACGGGGAUUUGAUGUGGAAUUUGAACUAUGAGUUUUGUGCACUGUGGCAUGGUGAGAAUGACCUGUUGGAUUUGUGUCUGAUAUAAACGUGAGCGUAUGAGCAUUAUGGUCAGGUUAGAUUAAAGCGCUUUCUGUUGUUCUGUUUAUUUUAAUUUAUCGUGGACACUUCACUCCUAAUGAAAUACAUCAAAGCAGAGAGUGUAUUUGAAACGACACAUUCAAUAACACAUUGUAUAAUUGAAAUGAAUCAUGAGAUAUCCGAUGUAACCUUUAUACUGUAAAAAAGAGAAAGUGGUGCGCAUGCAACGUGUCAUCAAAUCCCUAGAAAGCAGAACAUGCUGACAUUUCUCGAUAUGUGAUAACACAUCUCGGCCCCGUGUUUUAAAAUCCUGACUGUAAAGGCACUUGUGUUUAAGGCCUGUGCAAUAUUCUUUAAUACCUGCGUCAUGUUUGACUGUUCUUUAAUUAGUCUAUUGUUUAAGAAAUAAAGUUUGCAGUGUUUAAGAAUGUAUUAAUAUCGAGGAGCCAAAAACAAGGAUAGUGUCAUUUGCAUAAAUCCACGUAACACAUCCUGGAUAAAUGUUUGUAUUCUUUGAUUUAAAA
Triplophysa rosa is the source of this 2658-nucleotide messenger RNA. It is a transcript of the gene scarb1, whose product is annotated as scavenger receptor class B, member 1. Gene Ontology annotation, biological process: recognition of apoptotic cell; plasma lipoprotein particle clearance; cholesterol import. Gene Ontology annotation, molecular function: scavenger receptor activity; low-density lipoprotein particle binding; lipid binding. NCBI's taxonomy places the organism in Eukaryota, Metazoa, Chordata, Actinopteri, Cypriniformes, Nemacheilidae. The coding region runs from base 372 to 1856 and encodes 494 amino acids. The transcript is spliced from 13 exons. The record is from RefSeq and is a predicted model, not a curated record. Gene Ontology annotation, cellular component: caveola; cytoplasm.